UCUCAGGCGGACACCGCAUUGUUCGUCUGGGUGGCAGAUUGUGCUUCACAGCCUCACAGCCACAGCCCUCUCGAUUCCAGCAAACACACUAGUCAAGUUCAGGUGACCGCUCGGUGCUCGCAUCCGAAACUACGGAGAUGGUCGUUACUGAGAUCCCCAAACAUUACACUGCUUCACCGUCCUCUCAUGUCGGGACACCUCAUUUGACUAUCAAUCGAGAGGCUACUGUCGAUCUCGAUUCCAGCAAUGCCUUUGAAGGACCCGAAAAGCUGCUAGAGGUAUGGUUCAGCUCCUCUCCCACCGACCUCCCAGGUGCUGCGGGACCUUUAGGUCUGAAAGGGGUUCCCGCAGACACCUGGAAACAGAUGCUGGACUUGGUCAACUGCAAAGUCCUGUCUAUCGUUGAGUCUGAACAUGUUGAUGCCUAUUUGCUCUCCGAAUCCAGCAUGUUCGUCUGGCCACAUAAACUCGUCCUUAAGACUUGUGGCACCACCACCCUCCUCUGGGGCCUUCCACGUAUGCUGGAGAUUGCUGCGCUUGAUGCGGGAUUCCCUCAUGUCACUGCUCAACCUACUAGAGGAAUCGCGGCUGCGGCUACUCCGUACCGUGUCUUCUACAGCCGGAAGAACUUCCUUUACCCAGACCAGCAGCGUGGACCCCACCGAAGCUGGCGCGACGAGGUUAGAUUCUUGGACCAGAGGUUCCAGGGUGGUAGUGCAUACAUGAUUGGCAAGAUGAACGGAGAACAUUGGUACCUAUAUAUCACCGGUCCGGACACCAAACUCACGCCACCUUCUACUCCGGAUCGAGAAUAUAUGGACAUCCCAGGAACAGAGACCAAGAUUAUCGACCAUCCUCAGCGGUUGUUAUCUGCGAAAGGAGAUGAGACGCAAGACGAGACUCUGGAAGUUCUCAUGACCGAUCUCGAUGAGCAGAAUGCACGUCAAUUCUAUCUCGAGGACGCGAGUGCGGUCGCGGAAGGUCGGUUCUUCCAGAAGGCUCGUGAUGCGCGUAAGAAUGCAAUCAACAGUCUGGGUGUAAUCCCUGAAGAGAAAGGUUCAACUGGAAGUCUUGGAGGCAGCACUCUACCCAACACUCGCGCCCACUCCGAGGACAGCUUUGAUGUAUUUGAGCAAACAUCUUCGGAUCACUCUGGAUUUAGCUCGGAUGAUGACGACCUGACUUUUCCCGAGGAGCUUACGACUGAAGGUCAUACGCUCGGCACCGUUGUCUCCGAAACCUGCGGUCUAGCUGACGUCUACCCGACUGCCAAGUAUCCGGAUGCUCGCAUCGACGCAUACCUUUUCACUCCCUGUGGAUUCUCUGCCAACGGUGUUAUUCCUGCUCCCGGUGGGACUGUCAACACCAAUGGCAAAGGCUCUGAUGGAUCCAACGCCACUCACUAUUUCACCGUCCACGUCACUCCUGAACCACAGUGCAGCUAUGCCAGCUUCGAAACCAACGUCCCAGCGCGGCAGAGCGGCCGUGAGACGGCAGAAGUUGUCGAGCAUGUUGUCGAUAUCUUCAAGCCUGGUCGCUUCAGCGUCACCAUCUUCGAAACCAAGCCAGCUGAUGAGGCUCACUACCAGGACACUGUAAAGAGGACGAGCAGGAUGGAUUGCAUCAAGGGAUAUCGUCGUGUCGAUCGCAUCGUCCAUGACUUGGAUGGCUAUGAUCUGGUUUUUAGGUAUUAUGAGAGGGAUGACUGGAAGGGUGGCAAGCCACGGCUUGGCGAGAUGGAUUAUUAGAGGGACAUCUUGCAGCAAAGGGGUUGAAGUGGUCUAAAUUGCGGGUACACACGGGCUAAUUUCCUGGUUCAAUAUUGCUUUCCCUUUUCCUUGUCCAACUCAUACACUCCUUACUGUUGUUUAUUAUUCAUAUCACGGCCUUCACAAUGACUCUAGCCUGUUGCGCAUACAGCGAAUAAGCUUCAUUUCUCAUAUCAACUGCAGUCUUU
Mytilinidion resinicola is the source of this 1957-nucleotide messenger RNA. RefSeq names its product S-adenosylmethionine decarboxylase proenzyme 2. NCBI's taxonomy places the organism in Eukaryota, Fungi, Ascomycota, Dothideomycetes, Mytilinidiales, Mytilinidiaceae. Gene Ontology annotation, biological process: spermine biosynthetic process; spermidine biosynthetic process. Gene Ontology annotation, molecular function: adenosylmethionine decarboxylase activity. The transcript is spliced from 2 exons. Gene Ontology annotation, cellular component: cytosol. Bases 138 to 1748 code for a protein of 536 amino acids. The record is from RefSeq and is a predicted model, not a curated record.